AUGUCGCGCGCCAUGCAAGGCAUGAGUGUCACGGAAUUGGUGAGCUUUGCACGUCGCCACCAGGCUAUUGCGCAGGAAGCUUUAGCCGCGGCUGCAGAUCGCGAUCUUAGUUCACAGGGCAGUGGACAGGACCCGUACAAUGAUAUUGAUUUCGGUCAUUUGGAUGAUAGAAUUGCCAAAUUAAAUGAACAGUUAGUAACCGGUGAGACAUCCCCCGCGCUGUUUUCGUCCUCCCCUCCCAUGUUCGAGUCGACCUACCUGUUCCCAGUCAAGGCCCGUCCUGCCUUCCCAUCGGGUACUGGUCCAUCCUACCCUUUGAAGGACAAGGGUCCCGAUCCUCGUAACUGGGGAGGUCUGUCGGACCGAUUCUCUGAGCAUGAUCUUGACGCUCAGCGUGCUGCGUUCGCGAAUUUUGAUGAGAUCAGACGCAUGAAGCAGGAGGACAGUUACUUACCUCCGUCUGUCUCGGUUCGGCAUGAAAGCCGCAGAUCUCCAAUGACCAUCUUGUCGGAGCAGAAUAUGAUGAUACAUAAUGAGCACGUCUCUGGGCGCAAGAGCCAGAGCGUGGAGGAACGCCUUGUUGAGUUGCAGGGCCAGAUUGACAGCUUGCAUAGAGCAAUGACGGAAUCUCGGGCCUCGACGCCCGUUAAGAUGCUGAAUGCUGAGAACAAGCGAGGUGAAAGCUUGUCCCAGGCCCAGACUGCUGUGAAGAACAGCAUCAAACGUCAUAUCAGCAUUGAUGUGCCGCCGACGCAUGCCCAGACAGACGCACGUGAGAGGACUCCUGCAACUCGUACCGGGGCGGGAAGCUUCAUCGAGCGUGCGUUGCACAACGUCGAUAGCUUUGGCGGACCCCCUCCAUCCGAGCGGCCGUCCAGCAAUCCCUCGGAUGUCGGGACAGUGCCACGUCGUUCCAGGCAAGGAGAGACUGUGAACGUCUCAGUAAACGAACCGAAAAUGAUCUUGAAGCCAAUUCCGCCAAAGGAGUAUGACGGAUCUCCUAAUGCGGUAGCGUUCCACCGAUUUGUGAAAGAGGGAACAGCUUACCUAAAGCUCGGCCGCGUCCCCGCUGAUGAACGAACGUUCUACUUGUCGUAUUUCAUGUCUGGCCGUGCACGAGAGUUCCAUAACAGUCGCGUGGAAAAUGAUGAACAUACCUGGACGUUAUCAGACUUCUUCUGGGGUCUAUUCAACUUCUGUUUCCCUGUGAAUUUCCGUGAGAAACAGCGCUCGAAAUUGAAUGUGUGCAAGCAAGAUGACAAAUCUGUAUUAGUCCAUACGGCCGAGUGGGAGCAGAUAUUUAAUACUAUUGGUCUGGAGGCAAACCAAGAGAAAGUGGUGAUGUUUUGUCGUAGCUUGAAGACGUCAAUUCGGAAGGAAAUGUUCCGCGCAAAUUUGGAUCCGGAAAUGUCGACUUGGGAUGAGGUUACUCGCGGGGCUGAAGCUGCUGAGGUAAUCGUGAAUAUUGACCUUGAGGAUGCCGACAGUGAUGUAGCUGAGGCGCCAAGACAUCAGCCCAAGUGGAAAAAAGAUAUCUUGGCUACAGAGAACGAGAAGCGCCGCAACGGAGGGCGAGCUUUCUCGGUGUCAAGUGCUGCUGUCAAAACUCCGAAGAAGGACCAGAACGAGAAGGCGUGGGACUACGUGACGCGUGACGGCAAAAAGUUGCCUGCCAAGACUCGAGCUACGUACCUGAGCAAGGGACGUUGCUCCGAGUGUGGAGAACGCGGGCACUUGUCUCGAAACUGCCCUGAUAUGAGUGCAAUGAAAUCGGAGAAGCCCGGGAAACCACCGGGUAUUGCUUCACACGCGAUCGAAAUUUCGCUUGCUGAGACCACUGAGACCGUGAAAGAAUCCUUUGAUGAUGAAUGA
Molecule: messenger RNA, 1872 nt
Organism: Mycena citricolor
Lineage: Eukaryota; Fungi; Basidiomycota; Agaricomycetes; Agaricales; Mycenaceae
Source: the annotation of a GenBank genome assembly